AUGCUAGCGCAGACAGAGGAAACCGCAGACACCGCACACCCCACUCCCAGCUGUCCUCUCCCUGCCUUAGGGCCCCCUCCUCCUUUGGAGUCCCCUUCUCUUGAGUCCCCCUCCCUGGGGGCCCCUCCUGCUGAGCCUUCCCCUCCCAGGGGGCCCUCUUCACAGUACCCAUCUAACGGGGCCCCCUCUUCUGUGGUCCCGCCAGUAACCUCUCCUAGGGCCCCCGUCCCCGUACCAGAAGACACAGAGGGCCCCCUCACUGCAACACUGGGGGCCCCUGAUCCUGUCGCCGCUGUAGAAGCUGCCCCUGCUGCUUCAGGCCCUAAUGGACCCUUUCCUGCUGCAGGCGUAGACAAGGGAGAGCAGGGCACUGCAGUCCCUCCUGCUUCAGGUGUCUCCUUUCCAGUGUCUCCUUCUAGUUGUCCCCCUCCUGCAUGCAAUCUGUCUCCUAACGUUGUCUUUGCCCUUGGGGAUCUACGAGUGUCUCUUCCUCGCUCUGUCUUACAGUCAGAUAGAGUUAAGAACUCUUUCUUAGCGCGUCUUGUAGAGGUCAGUGAAGCAGCUAAUGAGGGGGCCCCCAAUCCCCAGGGGCCCCCCCAAGGGCCCCCCCAAGGGCCCAACCAAAUGGGGCCACCAGAAGACCGGCAGCAGCAGCAGUUCCCUCACCUCCGUCCCCGUCGUGCUGCUUGUGGUGCUAUUGAGUUGCUGCCUAGGGAGGCUGAGGGGUUUGCUGCUUUAGUUAGUCAUCUAAAAGGAGACAGUCCCCUUCAUCUUAGUGGUCCUGCCUUCGUGCUGCAGUCCCUUGUACGUCUCCUUGCUGACAGUGCCUAUUGGUGUAUACCUUGUGGUCCUAUUUAUCUCCCUCUCUUCUUUUGGGGGCCCCAAGCAUGGGUUGAUGAAUUUAAUGCGGUGUACCCUAUUAACCCCUCGGAGAGUGGGGCCCUGGGGCCCCUCCCUUGGAGAGAAAGAAAAACUUCUUGUCUUAAGAGACUACGUCGCAUGGAGGGGCCCCCUGGCCCUUUGAAGCCUUAUGUGCAGCAGGUUGAUGAGGCAGCAGCAGCAGCAGCAGCAGCAGCAAAGACUGCCUCUGUUGCUUCAAUUAAUGGGGCCCCUAAAAAGGGGCCCCUGGGGGGCCCCGGUACCCGAAGGAACCCAACAAGACAUCGAAGGGAUAACCCUACUGACACCUUUGGUUGGCAGCAGCACCUAAAAAGAUGGCAAGAAGAAGAGCAUGGGGGCCCCCCUGUGUCUGACCUAGACCCUACUGCCUUUCUUAAGGGGGCCCAGGCAGGGGCAACAGCAGCAUUUAAUGCUGCUGCUGCUGCUGCUGCAUCAGCUGCUGCUGCUGCUGCUGCAUCCACCAGCUGGAUGGCAGCAGCAGGGCGCAUCAGCUUUUUUAAGACCCCACCAAAGGUACAGAUUAGCCCCACAUACAACUUAGCCCCUAAGUCACCAGCUGCCUAUACACCCCAAGAUGCAGCAACGUCCGCCUUUGCUGCACCUGCUGCAGCACCAGCACCAAGCCUUGAGCGCAGUGGCUCAAGACUGCGACCGCCUCAGCUACACCAGUCCAACCUGCACGAACAGCAGCAGCAGCAGCAGCAGCAGCAGGCUUCCUCGUCUUCACCGCGUUCAUAUGGGGUAAGUGCACUGCAGCGCCUCCGUGAGGCCUUAGGGGCCCCCCUGGGGGCCCCAUCCAGUCCUGCUACUGGUUCGCAAGAUUCUUCUGGUAUCGGCGCUGAGGCAGUACCCGAGUCUAUGGUGGGUACAGGUGGGGCCCCCCAUGAGGGGGGCCCCUCUGAAGAGGGGGCCCCUGAAGAAGAGGGUUCGUUAGAUUUAGAAGAGUUAAGAGAAGUUGAAUACUUUAGUUGUCCUCCCUUUCAUUUAGCAUUAGAAAGGAGACAGUUAAAAUUAUUAUUAGCUGUAGAUGGUUGUAUGUAUCCUCAUGUACAAUAUGAUGAGGAAUUUGCUACUUUGCUGCUGCAGCAACCCUUAGCCUUUCGUGUUGAUGAGCUACAGUGGCUGCUGCUGCUUAAUGAAUAUGCAUACCUAGAGGUACACCUUAGUAGUAUACCAUGGACAUCUGUACAAUUAGAAAAAAGAAAGAAUUCCUUUAUUAAUAGAUGGUACUCAAGUGAAUCAGAAGGAGAAGAAGGUGAAGAACAAGAAGAAGAACAAGAAGAACAAGAAGGAAAAGGGGAAACAGGAAAAGAAAAAGAAAAAGAAAAUGAAGGAAACGAAGAAAAGGAAGAAAAAGGAAAAGAAAGAAAAGAAGGAAAAGAAGGAACCUCGCAGACAGCACAGGGUACAUUUUUAUCCUUGGGGAAUAUUUGCAUUAUUUAA
Messenger RNA from Eimeria maxima, 2343 nucleotides. RefSeq lists its product as hypothetical. The transcript is spliced from 2 exons. Lineage: Eukaryota; Apicomplexa; Conoidasida; Eucoccidiorida; Eimeriidae. The coding region runs from base 1 to 2343 and encodes 780 amino acids. The record is from RefSeq and is a predicted model, not a curated record.